AAACCUUCUUGCAUCGGGGUACUUAAUUGACCUCGAACGGGUGAAGAGUCAUCUCCAGACGGAGUUAUUCAUUUUCAGUCCAGUCUGGUGGAGAGUGCCAUCUGACAAAAUCUUCCAAAAUACAGCCAGGAUUUGCUGCAUAAUAAAGAGGAGUGUUCGUUUUAAAAUAAUCAUCAAAUGAAGAUCCACGAGGUCUUCAUUGUCCCCUUGUUUGAUUCUACUAUUAUUCAGAUUGUUUUGAAACUAAUUGCUCCAAGCUCAGUUUUAGCUCAAGAUGGAUACUACUAGAGAUGAUGAAUUCACAUUCUCAAAAGUUGCGGGAGCAGAUAGUGAAGUUGUUAUUGAGGCAAAAGAGCUUGCAUCAAAUGUGGGAAGUAUUACCCUUGACGAUGGAUUAGAUCAACCAAGCAAUGGUCUUAUUUGGAAAGAUAAGUCUCUUCCUCCAAAGGAAGAGAAAAUAGGUUCUUUGUCUUUCGCGGUGAUUGAUUCUUCAUCUUUAAAAAAGCCGUCCAAUGAAUCAUCUGAGACUUUUAAAACUCCAGCUAGAAAGCCUGUAACUCGUACCAAAGUUCCCUUUGAAAAGGGUUAUAGCCAAAUGGAUUGGAUGAAACUUACACGAACACAUCCGGAUCUUGCGGGACUGAAGGGAGAGUCAAACAGGAGGCUUAUUCCAAUGGAUGAAGUAAAGAAGCACAGAUCAGGAGAUUCUAUGUGGACUGUUUUGAAAGGUCGUGUGUACAACAUAUCACCUUAUAUGAAUUUUCAUCCCGGAGGUGUAGAUAUGCUGAUGAAAGCGGUUGGGAGAGACGGUACACUCUUGUUCAACAAAUACCAUGCUUGGGUCAAUUUUGAUAUCUUACUUGAGAAAUGCCUUGUUGGAGUUUUGGAUGAGACCAAAGUGAAGAAACAAGAAGCCUAAUUGCUAUUUGCUAAAAGGCUGAGAUGAUCAUAUACUCGUGUAGAGGUAUUUACAAGUCAAUAAGAAUUUAAAUAGUGUUUACAUUCUGAUUCUUCAAAUGAAAACGUUGAUCACUAUAUAUGUAUGUACUGUGUAUUAGACUUUGUUAAAACUCAUUGAUGUCAAUAUAUUCAAAGCUUCCAGAGAAUCAUUCAUCACAA
Molecule: messenger RNA, 1119 nt
Organism: Capsella rubella
Lineage: Eukaryota; Viridiplantae; Streptophyta; Magnoliopsida; Brassicales; Brassicaceae
Product: cytochrome b5 domain-containing protein RLF
Exons: 5
Coding region: 275-919 (214 amino acids)
Molecular function (GO): heme binding
Source: RefSeq, a predicted model, not a curated record